UUCGCCAGUUCUGUCUGUAGCGUUCAGUCUUAGCUCUCACCAGUGAUCAAUUCGGUUAAUUUUCUUAUAUUUCUCCCUAUUCUGAUGCCUGCCAAUGUUGAUUCGUUUGUAGCAUUAAAACAGCUGUGCGUCUUUAAACUAAUUGAAUUAGGGUCAUACAUGUUACUUUUUCUAUUACAGUGACAUUCCAAAUUAGUGGAUUUAAAUAUGGAAAAAAUAGGAAAAGCACCGUUGUAUAGCAUCAUGAACGGAAUCAUUUAUCCUUCUAUGUUCUCUCCAACAUGUUUUAGAGAAGCGCUGUACUACAAGGCUCAACCUAAUGACACCUUUAUUGUUACUUAUCCUAAAUGUGGCACAACUUGGAUGCAGCAUAUACUCAUGUAUAUUUUCCGCAAGGGCGAAGAACUGAAUAUCGGAAAAACAGGUAACUUGGACGUGUCGGAAUUCAUCAAAUAUUGCCCAUUCAUCGACAUGUAUGGAUUUGAAGGCAUUCAGAAAAUGAAGAAACCCGGAUGUAUUAAAACGCAUCUACCCUACAACCAUCUCUCAUUGUCCCCUGAAGCAAAGUACAUAUUUGUUGCGCGGAAUCCAAAAGAUUGCUGUGUAUCUUUUUAUCAUCACGCACAAAAUCAUCCAGGCUUUGGAUACUGGGAUGGCAAAUUUAAUCAUUUUUUUGAACUUUUUAUGGAUGGGGAAUUGGAGUACAAUGAUUAUUUUGAUCAUUUACUCUCUUGGUAUCCCCAUCGUAAUGAUUCGAACGUCUUUUAUACAACAUAUGAAGAGAUGAAAAAAGACAUUAGGGGCGUUGUUGUGUCUGUUUCGAAUUUUUUGGGUCAAGAAUACUCUGAAGCAAUCGAGAAAGACAACUCUGUUCUCAACAAUAUCAUUCUGUUCAGUAGUUAUGAAUACAUGCAGAAACAUUAUUGCUGGCCAAGCCUUUCCGGCAUGAAAGAGUCGAAUUCUGAAACUUAUUCUGGAGUUAAAUACGUAGCUGAGUUCGUCACCAGUUUGGAUUUACCUUCUAGGGUUUUAGCAAAAAGCAAUGUUAGAAAAGGUGUUGUUGGAGACUGGAAAAACACAUUGAGUUGUGAGCAAAGUCAAAGAUUGACAGAAAAAUUUUUUGAAAAAACAAAAGACACUGACAUCAAAAAUUGGUUUUCUGAAGCAAUUUUGUAAGAAAGAAGUAGUUUUAAAAAAAUUAAAUAAUACUAUUCGAUAGUUAAAAAUAGGAAAAGACAAAUCAAUGUCAUAGUGAAUUUUUGAAAAUUGUUUCCUAGGCCAGUGAUUACCAUAAAGUGAUCCUCGGAAUAGACCACGUCCAAAAGUAAUACCUUUUAAUUAUGCGGGAUGUAAUAAUGUCGUAUUUAAAAUAUCGAAAUCAAGAAAUACAAGUGGAAGUGACAGAAACAAAAUAUUCAUAAAGCAUAAAAUUAUUUUGUAACCAGUAAGUCAAAAGGGGAUUUUGAAAAACUUGUUGACAAAUAAUCGUUACUCAAAUCCAAAUUUUGAGUGUCUUUAUAACAUUGUGUGUCGUGGUGUGUAAUUAAACUUAUCGAAAAAUGAGAAACCAUUCAAAAAUAUAUAAAAAAGUUGUCUGAACAUUAUAAGAACUUGCUAUGGAGUCAUUGUGAAUUCAACAGGUUAAAGAGUGAUAAAUUGAAAUUCAAAAUUCGUAUAUUAAAUUACAUCGGAUUAAAAGACAUCGUAAUUUGGGAAACCACGUGGAAAUGAUUAAAUAACGCGAAACAGGGAGUUGCACGCUGCAAUCUCCCUUCUAAAAUUAACUCUACAUUGAUGAUUUUAUGUAUUAUUGAUGAUGGUAUGUUUUUAUUGGUGGUGGCAAAUAAGUUUCACUUAAAGUGGGAAUUUCAGUUAGUUUGAAAUAUUAUUAGUAUAGUUCUUAUAUCUAAUAACUUUAAAGGCAUAUUUAUCUGAAUAUGCCUUUAAAUAAACCUGCGUGAAUAAACAAGUAAAUCUUUUAAGUUA
This is a messenger RNA of Parasteatoda tepidariorum (common house spider), 1986 nucleotides long. RefSeq names its product sulfotransferase ssu-1. Gene Ontology annotation, molecular function: sulfotransferase activity. The record is from RefSeq and is a predicted model, not a curated record. Lineage: Eukaryota; Metazoa; Arthropoda; Arachnida; Araneae; Theridiidae.